Messenger RNA from Doryrhamphus excisus (bluestripe pipefish), 5089 nucleotides. It is a transcript of the gene sema3fa, whose product is annotated as sema domain, immunoglobulin domain (Ig), short basic domain, secreted, (semaphorin) 3Fa. The record is from RefSeq and is a predicted model, not a curated record. Gene Ontology annotation, molecular function: chemorepellent activity; semaphorin receptor binding. Gene Ontology annotation, cellular component: plasma membrane. NCBI's taxonomy places the organism in Eukaryota, Metazoa, Chordata, Actinopteri, Syngnathiformes, Syngnathidae. Gene Ontology annotation, biological process: positive regulation of cell migration; semaphorin-plexin signaling pathway; axon guidance.
AGUGUUGACGUAUACUCAGCAAACCACAAUAAUAGACAGUUCAGAUACAAUAAAACACAACGCUGUGUUGUUGUAUAUUUAAUUUGGGGGCGUUUGCGGUUGCUAAGGUAGGUUCCCUCCGCCCCAUGGGUGUGUCCAGGCCGCAGGGAGGGUGGUCCAGUGUCCUCUAUCCACCUGCAACACGCCGCUUCCCCGGCACUUGAGCGUCGGAAGCUCCUCGUUGCGUCUCACACUCCCCUGGAUCAACUCCUCUUCUUGGCAUCCUCCCCGUGGAAAAGUACACAACUAUUACCGGCAAUUUGGAGAAGACAACAACUUGAUUUGAAUCAAUCCCAGCUUUUGUUUGGCUCCGGAAUUACCGCGGGGAGAAUCUGUGGAGGACACAAGCCGGGCUCCUGACUGUGUGCGCGGGCAUAGACGCUCCGAGGAACCCCCUCCUGCCUUCCUGCCUUCCUGGAUGGUUUUAAAUGUUUCCUUCUAUUGCAGUUUGUUGUGGAUCCAACUGAAAGGUAACAGGACAAGACUCCUGGACUCUCCUCCCCCUCUGUUAGCAAACAGAGAGACAAUGUUGCGGGACAGCCUGUGCUGUCUCCUGGUCCUGCUGGCCUCUGCGUCCGGGGCACUGCCCCCGGCCAACGAGCCGCUGUCUGCACCCAGGAUCUUCUUGUCCUUCAAAGAGUUAAAGUCGACCGGCACCGCUCACCACUUCUCCUUCUUGCUAAACUCCACCGACUAUCGAAUUCUUCGCAUGGACGAGGACCACGACCGCAUGUAUGUGGGAAGCAAAGAUUAUAUACUGUCUCUGGAUCUGCACGACAUCAACAAGGAGCCACUCAUUAUCCACUGGCCUGUUGCCCCUCAGAGGAAGUCUGAAUGUGUGCAGUCUGGAAAAGACACCAAUGGCGAAUGCGGCAACUUCAUUCGUCUGAUCGAGCCGUGGAACCGCACUCAUCUGUACGUGUGUGGGACGGGAGCGUACAACCCCAUCUGCACCUACGUGGACCGAGGACGCCGGUCACAGGGAUCCUUCCUACAGGCCCCCAAAUCUGGAGGGAGAACCAAUCGGGCAGCAGACCCCGGCGCUACGUCAGAUCUUAUGGAGGCCAAGGAAUAUAUUUUCCGUCUUGAGCCGGGGAAGGUGGAUUCUGGGAAGGGAAAGUGUCCUUUUGACCCCAAGCUGAACAGCGUCUCCGCUUUGAUCAAUGGAGAGCUGUACGCGGGAGUCUACAUCGACUUCAUGGGAACCGACUCGGCCAUCUUCCGUACGCUGGGGAAGCAGACGGCCAUGAGGACCGAUCAGUACAACUCCAGAUGGUUGAACGACCCCACGUUCGUCCACGCACACCUCAUCCCAGACAGCGCUGAGAAAAACGACGACAAGCUGUACUUCUUCUUCAGAGAGAAAGCGUCUGAGAUGGGCCAGAGUCCCAUGACCCAGUCCAGGAUCGGGCGCAUAUGCCUGAAUGACGACGGAGGUCACUGCUGUCUGGUCAACAAGUGGAGCACCUUUCUCAAGGCUCGUCUCAUUUGCUCGGUGGCCGGAGCCGACGGCGUCGAGACGCACUUUGACGAACUCAGGGAUGUUUACAUUCAGCCUACGCAGGACACCAAGAAUCCUGUCAUCUAUGGCGUGUUCUCAGUCUCGGGAUCCGUGUUUAAAGGCUCAGCGGUGUGCGUCUACUCCAUGGCUGACAUCCGUAUGGUCUUUAAUGGGCCUUUUGCACAUAAAGAGGGACCCAACUACCAGUGGGUGGCCUACACUGGGAAGAUCCCGUACCCUCGGCCUGGCACCUGUCCCGGAGGAACCUUCACCCCCAACAUGAAAUCCACCAAGGAUUACCCGGACGAGGUGAUCAACUUCAUGAGAAACCAUCCCACCAUGCACAACGCCGUGUACCCGGUGCACAAGCACCCCCUGGUGGUCAGAACCAACGUGGACUAUGAGUUCACUACCAUCGCCGUGGACCAGGUGACGGCCGCAGACGGCAGCUACGAGGUUCUCUUCCUGGGCACGGAUCGAGGGACAGUUCAGAAGGUGAUUGUGUUGCCUCGAGAUGACCUGCAGACCGAGGAGCUGGUUUUGGAGGAGGUGGAGGUUUUCAAGGUUCCCACUCCGAUCACCACCAUGAAGAUCUCAUCCAAACGACAACAACUGUACGUGGCGUCGGUGUUGGGCGUGACCCACCUGGCUCUGCACCGCUGUGACGUGUACGGGGAGGUUUGCGCUGACUGCUGUCUGGCCAGAGACCCGUACUGUGCUUGGGAUGGAAAGUCCUGUUCCCGAUACUCGGCAUCACAGAAGAGACGCAGCCGUCGUCAGGACGUCAAGUACGGCAACCCCAUCCGUCAGUGUAGAGGAUACAACUCCAAUGCCAAUAAGAACACGGUGGAGAGCGUUCAGUACGGCGUGGAGGGCAGCACGGCCUUCCUGGAAUGCCAGGCUAGAUCUCCUCACGUUUCCCUCAAGUGGCAUCUUCAGAAGGAGAACAGCGACAGGAGGAAGGAGAUUCGCUGCGAAGGCCGCAUCCUGAAGACGGACGAAGGCCUCCUGAUCCGCUCCUUGCAGCCGUCCGACAGCGGCAUCUACCAGUGCACCUCCACGGAGAAGAACUUCAAGCACACGCUGGUCAAACUCCAGCUGGUGGUUCUCUCCAGCCGCACCGUCAACAACGUCUUGGUGGACACGGGCGCCCCCGGCCUGGCCCCGCUGCAGUCCAGCGCCUGGACGCCGAGCGCCGGCCAGUACAAAGACCUUCUCACCAUCCUGAGCCAGCCGGAGAUGGGCCUCAUCAACCAGUACUGCCAGGACUACUGGCAGCUCGGCGACGGUGGCGGCGGCGGCCUGGUGGACAGCAAAGCUAAAACCUUGAAGGAGCUGAAGGAGCAGAAGAAGCCUCGCAACCGCCGGCAUCACGACGAGGAGACGACUCCGGCGGAGACAUGAGGCGCUGGAACGACCACUUCCCUCCGACACGGCACCAAGACACUUCCUGUGUUUGCAAGAAACACGAUAUUUAUUGUAGCUUGUAAAAAGUACUUCUUUGUACCGCUCUAGGAAAGGGGUUUGUGAAUAGCUCAAUAUGUGCAAAUAUUAGUGUUAUUGUUUAUGUGGACGAUAUCCUUUCAUUAUGUUUGCUGUUUGAAUACAAAGACUGAUGGGAGCCUCCUCACGUGGACCAGGACUCGGACUUUAUUAGAUGAUUGGACUCCGAGCGAGAAGCCGCUGGGUGGAAGCUCCGAGCUGUUAAAAGACGGCAGACGGGACUGCCUUCACGUCCUUCCACAAACCGCCGCCAACUCUUUUUCUAUGUCAGUAACACGUCUAUCAUCCACGCGUCUAUCGCGUCUACAUGCUGUCCUCAUUAACAAGGUGUCAUGUCAGCCUUCUUGUUUAAAGGCAGAUUCCAGCAGGCAGCUAUGUUUGAAAACACGACAUGCAAAGCACCUUCUCUUUGCCAUCGGGCUCCUUUCUAUUCAGGAAACAUCUCUUCAUUCAUUAGACGCGUGGGAAACCAACAUUAGUAUCUUCUACUCCUCUACUGCUGCACAAAAAAGAUGAACAUCUGGCAACAUGCACCCCCCUGCCUGCUGUGGUAGUAUUUGUUUGACAAAUACACCACAAGGUGGCGCUGUUAUUCAGCCGCUGUUAACUCAUUCAUUCAUUCAGCCUAUCACAGCUGUCUUCAAGUGAGAGUCUUUGUACACCCUGGACUGGUGCCCAGCCAAUCACAGGGCACAUAUAGACAAACAACCAUUCACACUCACAUUCAUACCUAUGGACAAUUUGGAGUCGCUAAUUAACCUAGCAUGUUUUUGGAAUGUGGGAGGAAACCGGAGUACCCGGAGAAAACCCACGCACGCACGCACGGGGAGAACAUGCAAACUCCACACAGAGAUGGCCCAGUGUGGAAUUGAACUCGGGUCUCCUAGCUGUGAGGCAUGCGUGCUCACCACUUGCCCACCAUACAGCACAAUCACAUCCAAUAUUCCCAUCCAUACAUUUUCUAUGCCACUUACCCUCACAAGGGUCACACAGGUAUGCUGGAGCCUAUCCCAGCUGUCUUCGGGCAAGAGGCGGGGUACACCCUGGACUGGUGGCCAGCCAAUCACAGGGCACAUAUAGACAAACAACCAUUCACACUCACAUUCAUACCUAUGGACAAUUUGGAGUCGCUAAUUAACCUAGCAUGUUUUUGGAAUGUGGGAGGAAAUCGGAGUACUCGGAACAAAACCCACGCAUGCACGGGGAGAACAUGCAAACUCCACACAGAGGGUGGAAUUGAACUUGGGUCUCCUAAAAUGAGGGUGGUACAGUUUUAUACUCGUUUCUCACACUUUUUACCUUCAACUUUGCAUUCCUGACAGUUUCACACUUUGACUUUCAUCUCAGUUUCACCUUAGUUUGCUCAUGGACACGCUGGCAGGUAUUCAUUCAUCAUCAUAACUACACAAAGCUACAAGGAUCCUUCCAUGCUAACCACUGGCAACAACACAAAAUGACGACACAACGGCUGCCCAGCGACACAAGUUGAGCAGCAACAUGGUGUGUUCACGGUGCAUGGCAUGUACAGUAUGUACCAUGUAAUCUACACAGGAUAUACAGUGCAUGUACACUGUAUAUACAAUGCAUGUACAGUAGUGUAUGUAUAUACAGUGUAUGUUCUGUAGUGUAGUGUAUGUACUGUAGCGUAGUGUAUGUACAGAGUAUUGUACAGUAUAUAUACAGUGUAUGUACAAUGUAUGAGUAUAUACAUUGUAUGUACUGUAGUAUAUGUACUGUAGUGUAUGUAGAGUCUAUGGUAUUUGUACUGUGUAUGUGGGUGUCAGUGAAUGUUUUUCUCAUUUUGGGGGGAAUAUGAAUGAUAAGAAAUAAGAAAAGGAAAAAAUAAAUAUGAUUUUUUUUUUUUUUAAUAAGAGGUCAGGGUGGGUUUUUGUCCAGAUUGUAUUUUGAAAAUAUUUCCUCGGACUUUGAUUUCCUGUGUUUGUCCGACCUGCCUGUGGAUUGUUGUUGGAAAGUCAAGAAUGAUGAUGAUGAUGAUGAUGAUAAUGACGUUGACUUUCUUCCCCGUCAAUGUUGCUGACUAAUAAA